Molecule: messenger RNA, 2955 nt
Organism: Candidozyma auris
Lineage: Eukaryota; Fungi; Ascomycota; Pichiomycetes; Serinales; Metschnikowiaceae
Gene: MED16
Product: Med16p
Exons: 1
Coding region: 1-2955 (984 amino acids)
Biological process (GO): positive regulation of DNA-templated transcription
Cellular component (GO): mediator complex
Source: RefSeq, a predicted model, not a curated record
AUGCCGAUACUGGAGCGAAACCCCCCGCUAACGAGAAGUGGGUAUCUCAAUGCCCUCUCUAAACGAUCGUCAGCCAUUUCCUGGUCCAAGUAUGGCUUCAUCACUUAUGCACAUCCUGAUCCGAGCUCGGGUCACAAUAUGUGCCUCACAUACCUCGAGAACACAAAUGGGAAAGAUUGGCAACUAGCGAAAGCCACGGAAAUUGCAUUGAAGCCGCUGGACGGCGGCUCGGUGGCUGAAAUCGAUAGGCUCAAGUGGAGUAACCUCCUGACAGACUUGGCUGUGUGGGAUGUUCAUGGGAAUUUCUACAUCUUGCUUGCUGGAGUCGGACUCAUAAAUGAUAAGAAGGAAAAGGAGAUGAAUGGGCUGCAUGGUCCGGCUAAUGGUAGCGGCGCUUCUCCUCCACUAAAACGUGAUAACGAUGGUCCUUCCUACGAAUUAACAUCCUACAACCACAUCGAGAUGAUAUACAGAGACAUUGUGCCACCGCAAGCACACACCAAAUGUGUUGCUUUUGAGUGGUUGAAUAUUCAGAAACCACAAAUUAUCAAUAAACCAGCUACUUUAACUAAUGUGGACGAGUCGGGUUACGCUCACUAUGCAUACGGUGUACAGCAACAUCAUCCCCCCGGACCCAGCCAUCCUAUAUCAACGAAGCAGGCUUGUUUGGCUGUUCGACAAAAUGGUCUUUUAAAUUUGUACUAUCAGGGAGAGCACAAGGUAGAGUAUCAUAAGUUAGCCUAUAACUUGGCACCCGAUGGCAGAGAAGGCAGCUGCACUUUCACCAAGGCGGCUAUUGGGUUUAACAGCGAUAAAAAGCUUGUCAUUUGUGCAUACGACGCCCGUUCAGACCUAAUAUUGACUUAUGUGGUGAGCAUCGACUGGGGAUAUUUAGUAGACUCUGCCCAACGCCAAAGGUCUGAUCCACACUACCAUACCCCUAAGGAUGGUCAGAAUCAGCCGCUGCUCUCGUGCUCUUUGGUGCAUGAAAUGAGACCAGAGCCCACCGCAUUUUGCGAUAAUGAAGAUGACAAGCAAUUUGGACGACCGGAAGUUGUUCAACAGACCUUGAAGCUGAUUGAAUUAUUUUCUCCGUCUUUCCAGCAAGACUCCUGCUUGGAAAUCCUCAUCACAUACGAGUGUAUGGAUCCUGUUGGGAGUCAGCCUUAUACGCUGGCGUAUAGAUACAAUUUAGAACCUGCAAUGGAUGCUGUGGGCGAUCUUUUUGAUUCUAUGGCGGCAGAAAACAGCAAUGAGUCUCGCGAUGGUAUAUCGAGACUAGUUUUACAAGGCCGCAUCAACCUUUCCAAGCAAGUACAGCAAAUUGAGACCGCGAUUUCAGAGAGUUUGUUGCUUUUCAUAUACAACGACGGCUCCAUCGAUUCUAUAAAUAGAGAGACCUGGGAAGUUAUGCAGCCACCAGAGGUCAAGAUCGAGGGCAAGGAAAGCUCUGACGCCUUUCCGUCUACCAUCAUGUCACUUCUAGAUUGCGGUUUUCAAUUUCCUACUUUGGAACCAUCGCCAAAUUUAUUAGCCAUCUCUCCAAACAUGGCAGCAUUUGUUCAUUACACUGAUGGAAGACUUCAGUACAAAGCUUUAGAGCAGUUCAACAGUGGUAGCAACACUCUGCUAUGUGGCAUAGGCUUUGCCUACAUGCAUGCGUGUGCUUGUUACUCAACAACAUCUUCAGAUGACUUACUAGUGAUGCUCAGAAAUGAGCUUCAUAAAGUCGAGUCACUUGUGCCAGAUCUGGCAGCUGAACUUAUAGAUUUAGUGAUGACGGAAUCCCACAAGGCUAUUAACUUCCAGUUGAACUCAUUUGGAAAAGAAUCAGUGGAUAAACUUCUUUCCAACCCUCCUUUACAAAGACUAUUGUCACUACAGCUUGUCUUGGGAGAGCUUCAUCCAACCAACAGAGCAAUUAGAGAUAUGGCAUGGAUUGUUCUCAAUCUAAGAUCUACAAGUUUUGGAAUAAUGUUUUCCCUUUCCAGCAUCUACAGACAAAUGUCAAAAAAGAAGCCCGCCGAGGACCUUUUGCAAGACUCGGUGAGUCGAGCAGAGUGUAUUAUGCUGUUGGUAGGCAAUGUGCGGUGGCUCAUCGACUUAAUCGUCUAUUUUAAUCAGGAGCUACUACAACUUUCAUUUUCAAGAAGCAGGCCGGCGCAAUCCAAGGUGACACUUGACAACUCUGUUGUUCUUCCAGUCAUACUAGGUAAAGUGCCAAGAUUAUUCCUUAUGUACUCGCUCUCGUCCAUUGGCAAGACGCACGAGAUAUUAAAGAAGCUCUACAAAGAGCUCAAUGAAAGCAACAAGCUCUUUACGCCCAUGAAAGAGGCUCUCAACAGGUUCUUCACAGCAUGUAACUCACUGCCUUUGAACUUAGGCCUUUUUGAAAGCUUUCUUCGAGAAUGUGAACUCUAUGUGAACAAGGAGCUCAACAAUGUUGUUUCUAACGACAGAAACCAACUGCUUCGCCUAGAGCAACAGCUCUUCUGCCGCGGAUUCAUACCUGAAGAGGUCAAAUAUAUGGCCAAGGUGUUGAUUGACCGCCACGCAGCUACGAUAAGCAGAGACUUGAAGCUAUCCGACUUGUACUUUUACGAGAAUGAUUGGAUAGACGUAGGAAUCGCACGCAAGACACUUCCCGUGCCACUGGCCUUGUCAGAUGAUGGAUAUAAUCCCACAAUACCCCGCCUUCGUUAUUCAGACCUGGAAGUUGUUGAUGCUUUGCGCAAAAUCAUAAUCAAUGCAGCACCCACAAUACCAUCAGGUGGUGCCACAGCCUUGGGAAAAGGGUACUCGCUGAAGAACAAAAUAAGGAAAUGCACAAGGUGCAAGGCAGUCUCUCUAGUGGCGGAUCCUACCAUUUUUGAUGGAGCUGGCGGUUUAGGUGUUUGGACAAUGGUGUUUCAACGGACAUGCAUUUGUGGAAAUGCAUGGGUGAACUGCUCUUGA